Molecule: messenger RNA, 459 nt
Organism: Cryptococcus wingfieldii CBS 7118
Lineage: Eukaryota; Fungi; Basidiomycota; Tremellomycetes; Tremellales; Cryptococcaceae
Exons: 2
Coding region: 1-459 (152 amino acids)
Molecular function (GO): protein binding
Source: RefSeq, a predicted model, not a curated record
AUGUCGCAGGUAUGGAACACGGCUCGGUAUGGGUUGCCCCCUCUUCCCUCUGUCGACGAUCCCAAAACUCUGGCCCGGUGCCCUCAAGUCUCCCACUACUGGAAUGCCUUGCUGCAAGACGCCGCCACCUGGCGCUACCACUUUUCCCUGCACCACCUCCCCGACGGCCCCGCAUCUCUAGCAGCCCUACUCAUGGAACACCACAGGGGCAUCGUCCAAAGUGUCGGCACUGAAAAGGAACCUAGGCAUGCUGCCAGGCAUGCGGUCAAACUCGUCCUCCUCGGCGGCAUCCCCUCAUCCUCGUGGCACAAGAGUCAGAGCAAGAAUAGGAAAAAGCUGGAAGGAGAUGUGCAAUUUGCCCAGUCGUUGAAUCGGCGACGCCCGAGUGUGGCGGCGGGCUUGUCUGCGUCCAGUAACAGGGAAGCGCGUCGCGUUUCUUCUUUGCUGGUGGUGUCAUAA